AUGAACUGCUCCGAGUCCCCAUCGAAUUCCCCGGUACCGGCGAUAGAAACGACUCCAACCGCGCUGAAGCUUUUACCUAAAAAUUUGCUUAUCAGUCCAUGGUCCGCAGAAACGUCUAGCCCGUCUAAAUCAACUCUGGAAACAAGCGACACGGAUUUAGUUUCCGGUCUACAGUUGACUACUCAAUCCGGCGUUACCAUAGUUAUUACCGAUCCAGUUGAAGCCGAGCACUUAAUUCUAAUCCCUCUGCGUACCCGUUUGCUUACCUUAACACGUGAAAUCAAUAUUAAUUCAAAAUCAAAAAAGAAUCUUGCGGAAGUAAAACAACUACGAAACAUGGUAUCUAUGGCAUUCGAAGAACACAUGAAAUGUUUUGGACACAUACCUGAUUCGGAAGCCAACCACAGUAAAUUCUAUGUGGACUAUUUAUGCGAAGGAACUGAGGACCCAGAAGAACGAAUUCAGUUGCUGAAUAUUUUAAAGAAGACACAAGAUCAAACUCAAGAUCAGAUAGGCUACCUUGGCACACAUAGUGAACAGAAUAUCUUGACACCCGUGAAUUUUAAAGUGUCCCCUUGGACGCCAAUUAACGGAAGUAUUAGACCGGUCCCGGUAAUUAGAUUAUGCAAAGAACACCAUCUUGCCUAUGACAGACAUGGUGAAAAGCCACUGAGUGCCUCCGAAAAGAACACUCUAUUUGGAAGCGAUAAAGGAACUACUCAACAAUCAACAUCCGUCAAUGUGCAGAAACCAAUGAAAUCACCAAUGAUGGAUGACUAUGUCCUCAAUAUCCGAUACAAAACGCAACCAUGUAGAAAUUUUGCCAAAUUUGGUGGUUUCUGUCCGGUCGGAAACAGCUGUCACUUUGCUCACGGUGCUGGAGAACUGCGCAAUCCUCAAGAUCAUCCAAAAUUCCGUACCAAGUUAUGCCGUCAUUUUGUGGAAAAAGGUACAUGCGCCUUUGGGGAUCAAUGCUUCUUUCUUCACACCGCAAUGUCCUACAGUUCUUCCGAGUCAAAUAAUUCACGGCUUCUUUCUAAACAACUGGGUUCGGAAACCAAAUAUGCAACAGUCUCACAUGGAAUUCCGUCCACCCUCGAGGACUAUGGGACCCACUCAGAUAAGAGAGAUGUGUGA
Molecule: messenger RNA, 1137 nt
Organism: Echinostoma caproni
Lineage: Eukaryota; Metazoa; Platyhelminthes; Trematoda; Plagiorchiida; Echinostomatidae
Source: the annotation of a GenBank genome assembly